AUGAAACUGUAUGUGGCACUAUGUCUUGCAUUUCUGCAAGUUUUUGGAACCACCGGGGAAAUGGUCAUAGAGAAUCGUAUGCCUUUAUUAAAAUCAAAACCUGACUGGCUUGGAGUAUGCCAAAUGUCCAAUCCAAACAAGGACGACUGUUUCAAAAAUCUUUUUGAAGGAAUGUUUCCAGCUUUGUCAAGAGGUAUUCCAGAAAUAGGUGUAGCAAGUUUCGAGCCUCUGCACAUCGACGGAGUCAUGGUGUCAAGGGGAUCAGGAGGUCUGGCCCUAUCAGGCGGCUUCCGUGACCUGCAGGUCGGCGGUCCCAGCAAUGCCACCGUACAAAGAGCAAGCAUUGACUUUGUUACGAGACAAAUGAACUUCGACCUAGCAAUUCCCAAAUUAAAAAUCGAUGCCAAGUACAGCCUAAAAGGCAACAUCCUGCUCCUUCCCGUGGUGGGCAAUGGUGAUGCCAGGUUGACUCUGCGAGAUGUCAUGACAAGUGUCAGCACAAAUUUCAGUUUGGUCGAGAGCGAACCUGGCAGACAGGUCCUCAACAUCGACACAAUGAAAGUUACUUUCAUUGUUGGAGGAAUGCGCAUACAUCUUACGAAUUUGUUCAAUGGAAACGAAAUUCUAGGUGCAAGUUUGAAUCUGUUCUUGAACCAAAACGCCAUGGAAGUUAUCUCAGAACUAAGAAGUGAUCUUGAAAGUGGUUUAGCCGAUAUUUUCAAAGCCUUAUGGAACAACGUUUUCUCAAGACUUCCUUUAGAUUUAUGGACAAUUCCUUGA
Molecule: messenger RNA, 780 nt
Organism: Ctenocephalides felis (cat flea)
Lineage: Eukaryota; Metazoa; Arthropoda; Insecta; Siphonaptera; Pulicidae
Product: protein takeout-like
Exons: 5
Coding region: 1-780 (259 amino acids)
Source: RefSeq, a predicted model, not a curated record